This is a messenger RNA of Ascoidea rubescens DSM 1968, 4326 nucleotides long. RefSeq lists its product as uncharacterized. The record is from RefSeq and is a predicted model, not a curated record. The transcript has a single exon. Lineage: Eukaryota; Fungi; Ascomycota; Saccharomycetes; Ascoideales; Ascoideaceae. The coding region runs from base 1 to 4326 and encodes 1441 amino acids.
AUGAACUUUUUGCAACUGGCUCUUUUUCAAAAUCCCAUUUCCACUGCUGACUUGCUUCCCUCGUCGGUUUCCACUCUGCUCGACAACUCGGUUGGCAACAUCUUGAGAAACUACAACAUCGAAGAUGUUGAAGCCAAUUUGAGCUCAAUCAAGUCUCUAAAAUUGUUGGUUUUAUGUGAUGAAAAGCAGAAGUACAAUCUAUUGAACUCCCCCCAAAACCUAUCCCUUCUCCUAAACCACUUGCUAUUGACCUACCGCCCCUCUUGCGAUAACAACAGCUUGAUUCAAUUGCAAUCUGAUAUCCUAAUAAUCCUCAACUCUUGUCUUGAUUCCGUUAGUCUAUCCAACAUUGACAAUCUAAUUAACUAUACACACAAUAAUAAUGAUCUAUUUCAAAUUUUCUUAACAACUUUCAAUAGUAUUGAUUCCACUUUAUCAACCGAAAACAUUCACCUUUAUUUCAAUCUAUUGUCUAUUUUAUUCAAAAAUCUAUCAAGUUUAUUAUUAUUGAAUUCCUCUUUUAUAAAUGCUGAUGGUAAUAACGCGUUAAAUUCAAUUAUCAUCAAAUUACUAAAUUACGAUAUUAUUAAUAAUAACGAUAAUUAUAACAAAUACAUAAAUAGAAAUUUUAAUUACAACAACCUAUUAUCAAAUUUAUCGAUUUUUUUAUUAUCUUUACCUUCAAUCGAUUUUUCUUUCAAUUUAUUAAAUUUAUCUCAAAUAUACCCUCAUUUAAUCAACAAAAUUGUUACUUUGUCCAAACCAAUUUUAAAUUUUAAAAACAAAUACUAUUAUCCUUAUAAUAAUUAUACUCAUGAUGAUAAUGAUAAUGAUGAUAAUGAUAAAUUCAACUUUUCGUUGAAUCAAACAUAUACUGUGCCCUUAUCUUUAAUCCAAACCUCAUUACCAAACUUGUUAUUUGCAACUGCAAAAUUAUCCUCUUAUAGUAUAAACAAAAACAAAAAUAUCAAUGACUAUAGUGAGAACCAUAAUAACACCAUCAACAGUAAUAUCAUUACUAUUGAUCAUAACGUUAAGUUAUCAACUUCCUUUUAUCGAUUUUUAUUUUCUUUAUUAAAAUCUUCAAAUUUAAAUCUAAAAUUAAGUUCCUUAAAUUUUUUAUUAUACCAUUCUUUAAAUAUUUUAAAUAAUAGUAAUUAUGACAUGUCCAAUAAUAAAGCCACUCAAAAUACUACCACCACCACCACUACUACUACUACCAAUAAUACUGACUUGGAUUUUUAUUUCAACAUUAUCUUAAAAUUACUACCUGAUUUAAAUUAUUUAUUCGACCUAUCAAACAAAAAACUUAAUAACUCGCUACUAAACCAAUUCAAUUCUAUCAAUAUAUUAGCUUCUUUAUGUUCUUUUAACAAUAAUAUCAAUAAAAAUAAAAACAUUAAAACCAUUAAAAAUAAUACCUAUAUAAACAAUAAUAACAACAUCAUCGAUGAUACUAACACUAAUACUAACAACAUUAAAUUUAAAAAAUUAUUGUUUGAAAUUUUAAAUAAUCAUAAUAUUUUACAAAAAAUUUCAAACCAUUUAUUACUAUUAUUCAAAAAUAUUAUAUCAACCUCAAAUUUGAAAUUAAAUCAAAAUUUUAAUCAAAAUUUUAAUAAAAAAAAUAACUUGUUCAAAUUUAAUUUAUUUUUAAAGCAUUCAAAUUUGAAAAAUUUAAAUCAAUUAAUUAACUGUUUUAUUAUCUUAACUUCUUUUAUAUCAAUUGAUGAUUCAUAUCAAACUCAAAUUCUAGAUUACUUGUUUUUUAAAAUUAAAGAAUACUCUUUAGUUCAAUUUCAAAAGUUUAAUUUCAAUUUUAAUAACAAUGAAAAAAAUAAUCUAAAAAUAAAGAAUAAACUAAAAAAUAAACUUGAAAAACCAAUUUAUAUUAAGAAUGAUUUAAAUUUUAUUUUUUUAAAUAUUUUCUCUUUGCAAUUAGAUACUUUAGAAAAUUUAUUACAUUAUCAAAAUCAAAUUAAUUCAAAUCUCGGUUCAAAUCCAAAUGCAAAUCCUUUUAAUUUAUUAAUUUACAUUUCAAAAAAUCUUAAUAAAAAAUUACUAAAUUUAUUAAAAUUAAAUGAGAUUUCAAUAAUUUUCAUCAAAUCAAUAUCAAAAAAUAAACCAUUGCUAAAAACUUACUUUAUGAAACAUUUAGAUCAAAAUAUUAUUAAAAUUUUAUUUAACAUAUUUAAAUUUCCACUUGACGAAUUUUUAUGUAAUUUAGAUAAAAAUUCGAAAAAUGAUAACGAAAUUAUUUUUUCUUUAAAUACUAAUAAUUCCAAGGAUUAUGUCUCACUCAAUUUUAAUUUUAUAUUAAAGAAUUUCAAAAUUUUUAUAAACUACUUAUUCAAAUUGAAAAAUUUAAUCUUACAAUUUUUUGCAAAUUUAUGCAUUGAAUUUUCACCAUUAAGAUCUUUAUUAAAAGAUCUAGGUUUAAUUGAAAACAUUGCGAGCAUUAUUAAUAAUUUUAAUUACGAAAUCUAUUUAAAUGAGAAUUUAAAUCUUAAUAAUAAUAAUUUUGAGAAAAAUUUGAUCAAAUCAAAUGAUAAUAAAACAGAAAUUAAAAUUGAUAUUAUUAGAGAUUUUCUUGAUUAUAAUGAGAUUUUCAAGUUAAACAACAUUUCUUUAAUUGUAUUGAAAAAUCUAAUUUAUAGCAGUAAGUUAGAAUUUAAGGUCCAGUUAUUAAGAAAGAACAUAGGAUUCAAAAAUUUAUUAAAAAUUUGUUUAUUUGAUGAAAACGAAUUUGCUGGUGUUAUUGAUAGUAAUAGUAGUAGUAGUAGUAGUAAUAAUAAUAAUAAUAAUAAUAAUAAUAAUAAUAAUAAUAAUAAUAAUAAUAAUAAUAAUAAUAAUAAUAAUAAUAAUAAUAAUAAUAAUAAUAAAAGGAAAAAUAAGUUAUUGACUUUACAAAAGCAGUCAUUUUCAGUUAUUAGAAAUUUUGUGUCAAAUACACAAAUUGUUUCAUUGAAUUUAAUUAAAAGUUACAAUAAAGAGUUUAAUAAAUUUAAUUUAGAAUUUAUGGGGAAAUAUGGUAGUUUUAUUAUUGAUGAAUUUAUUUUAAAUAAAUUUAGUUAUAAGCAUAACAAGUUUACUGAUAAUGUUUUUCAUGGUAACAAUGAUAACCAUUUAAAUAAUUACAAUGAAAACAAUUUUUUUUAUUUUAUAUCGUUUAAAUUAUUUUCUUAUAAUAUUAUUGAGAAUUGUGAAAUUAUUGAGAAUAUUGUUUAUUUAUUAGUUAACUUAUCGACAAUCAACAAUUCAUUUAGGAACUUGAUUGUGAAAAAUGGAUUUUUAAUGAGGCAAAUUAGGUUUUUAUUAAAUCUAAAAUUAGAUAAAGUUGAAAGUCCUGAUAAUAAGACCAUGGGUAUUGUUGCGCCCAAUGAUAUGGCCAAGGAUAGAGGUAAAACUCAUAAGCCGAAUAAAAAACUUAACGUUGACUCAACUGGUAAAUUUGUCUCUAAUUUGAGUUUAAAUUUGAAGCUGAAAACAAAAGAAAAUAGUGAUAGUUCUUAUUAUAAUAGCGGGAUUAAUGAUGAUGACGAGGAAGAUAAGACUCAAAUUUAUGAAAUUGUGGAAGAUUUCAAAAAGUAUUUAAAAAACAAUUUGAUAAAUAGAAAACUCAAAAUGGAUAAAGUCAACCUCAAUUCCACAAAAGAUUUGUUCAAGGUAUAUGAGAAAUUUGAGAAAGGGAUCAUUGAAAAUGAGUUAGUUUCAAAUUAUAUCAAAAUUAAGACUGGGUGUAUUUGGUUGAUUACAAAUCUAAUUGAGAGUGAGUAUGAUGUUGAGCAUUCUCAAUUAAUUGCAUCCAAUGGUUUUAAUGUUAAUAGUUCCAGCAAUGCUAGCAUUGGUGAGAAUAAUGUGACUCCGAAUGUGGGUGUAAAUCCAAAUGUGAAUGUGAAUGUGAAUGUGAAUGAUGUUAAGGACCAGGAUGGAGACAUUGAUAUAGAGAAAACCGGAAGUGAAAAGGACAGUAGGAGCAGGAGUCAAAGUGGAAAUAUAAUUAGAAAUCGUUUGGCGGAAAACAAAAGCGUUGAUGAGAAAUUUAACUUCAACUUGGGCAAUCUCCCAGCAAACGAUGUGGAUGUGUCGAGCGUUGCAGCCUCAUUAUUGGUGCUAAACAGCAGCAACGGAACCAGCAGCAGUUUUGGUCAUCAAAACGGCUUGGGCAGCUUUAAUUUUGACAGAUAUGACAGGGACACGAGAGAGAGGAUAGUGAAGAUUCGGCAGUUGGGGUUUGAGAGCAGUCUCAAAAACAACGAGACCAACAGGAUCUGCGACUUGAGCAAGCGAGCAGAAAAUGCUUUGGGUAAGUUACGUCUCCUCUGA